This is a messenger RNA of Chinchilla lanigera (long-tailed chinchilla), 4221 nucleotides long. It is a transcript of the gene Garem2, whose product is annotated as GRB2 associated, regulator of MAPK1-like. NCBI's taxonomy places the organism in Eukaryota, Metazoa, Chordata, Mammalia, Rodentia, Chinchillidae. Bases 669 to 3080 code for a protein of 803 amino acids. The record is from RefSeq and is a predicted model, not a curated record. The transcript is spliced from 6 exons.
CCCAGGCCCCUCCCAACUCCCAGCACCUCUGCCCAGUUCUGCUUUCCCUGGACUGGGCUCCCCGUUUGCCUUCUAAAUCUAAGGGUAUCUGGGCUCCUCUCCUGUCCUUUGAGAUCUCCUGAGCACAGGAAGCUGCUUGUGGCAGGGGUGGGAAGGAACUCGAGAGCCAGGUGUCAACUCCGUAAGCCCUGUCAUUCUCAGCUGAGCCUUCUGUGGCUCUGAGGGGCUUGCACAGCGGGGACCCACAAGGGACAGCCCCGUCUCAGUCCUCUCUGCUGCCCAACAAGACUCUCCUUGCCUAUCCUGGGCCCUCACUUGGAGACCAACGAUCCUGCUGGUGUGAAUCCCCUUGGUCCCACGUCCUGGUGAUGUCUCCCUCACCCUGCCCCAGCCUAAGCCUCUCCCCACCUCAGGGAGUGCCCAGCCUCACUCUGCUGACUUGCUUUUUUCUGUGCCCUCAGGGCCUGAGGGUACCUGGAGGGUGGAGGUGGUUGGGCUCAUCCCCUUGGAGCCCCCAGCCCCAGCUCAGCCAGGGGACCAUGCCCGGGCUGGUUGUUGAGGCCCCAUGUGGAGUUAGAGCCCUGGGAGACUGAAGCCUGACUCACAGCCGAAAGGCCACAGCUGGCAGGCUGCCUGUCCCUUGGGUAUCGCUGACCUGGACAGGGAUCAUGUGGUCAUGUGGAGCUGUCCCAAGGCAGGGUCUUGGUGAGGAGAUGAGUUCACCCAGCCGGUUUUUUCUGCCCCUUCUAACCUUCCCUCUUCCUUUCCCUCCUCCUCCGUCCACAUUUCCUCUCCCAGGGGAGUAUGCUGAGGGGGUUAGUGAGCGAGAUAUCCUGCUUAUCCACUCCUGCCGCCAGUGGACAACGGUGACUGCCCACACACUGGAGGAGGGCCACUAUGUCAUUGGGCCCAAGAUCGACAUCCCCUUGCAGUAUCCAGGGAAGUUCAAGCUCCUGGAGCAGGCCCGGGACGUACGGGAGCCGGUGAGGUACUUCAGUAGCGUGGAGGAGGUGGCCAGCGUCUUCCCUGACCGCAUCUUUGUGAUGGAAGCCAUCACCUUCAGCGUCAAGGUGGUGUCGGGUGAGUUCAGCGAGGACAGCGAGGUGUACAACUUCACGCUGCACGCGGGCGACGAGCUCACACUCAUGGGCCAGGCGGAGAUACUGUGCGCCAAGACCACCAAGGAGCGCUCGCGCUUCACCACGCUGCUGCGCAAGCUGGGCCGCGCCGGGGCGCUGGCCGGAGUGGGCGGCGGCGGCCCGGGAAGCGCGGGGACUACGGGUAGCGGAGGGGGCGCCAGGCCAGUCAAAGGCAAGAUGCCCUGCCUCAUCUGCAUGAACCACCGCACCAAUGAGAGCCUGAGCCUGCCCUUCCAGUGCCAGGGCCGCUUCAGCACGCGCAGCCCUCUGGAGUUGCAGAUGCAGGAGGGCGAGCACACGGUGCGCGCCAUCAUCGAGCGCGUGCGACUUCCAGUGAACGUGCUGGUGCCCAGCCGGCCGCCGCGCAACCCCUACGACCUGCACCCGGUGCGGGAGGGCCACUGCUACAAGCUGGUCAGCAUCAUCUCCAAGACCGUGGUGCUGGGGCUGGCGCUCCGCCGCGAGGGCCCGGCGCCGCUGCACUUCCUGCUGCUCACGGACGCGCCGCGCUUCGCGCUGCCGCAGGGACUGCUGGCCGGGGACCCGCGCGUCGAGCGCCUGGUGCGCGACAGCGCCUCCUACUGCCCGCCCCCUGGGGACGGCGACCAGGAGUACGUGAGCCCCGAUUGGGCGGGAGCGCCCGAGAUCCCCUACGAGGAGCUCUGGGCGCACCAGGCCCCUGAGGGCCUCGCCCUGCCGGCCCCGGGCCCCGACCUCAUCUCCUUCGGGGCCCCACCGCGUCGCGAGCCCGAGGCGCCGCCGCCUCCCGUCCCUCCCAAGUCCGAGGCGGUGAAGGAGGAGUGCCGCCUGCUCAAUGCGCCCCCUGUGCCUCCCCGGGGUGGCAGUGGCCGGCUGGCGGGCAGCCCCCCUGUGCCGCCCCGCUUCCCCAAGCUGCAGCCUGUCCUCUCGCCCAGCUCCAGCCUGUCCUACUACUCCUCCGGCCUCCAGGACGGGGCGGGUUCCCGCAGUGGCAGUGGCUCCCCAUCACCAGAUGCCUAUUCCCUGUAUUGCUACCCUUGUACUUGGGGAGACUGCAAGGUGGGCGAGUCUUCUAGCCGCCUACCCCCAGGACCCCUGCCCUCAACAACCACGCAGCCCAGCCAGGCCUUACGGGCCCUCACAGAGCCCCUGAGUGGUCGAACCACCUCCCUCUUGGGGGGUGACACCCUGGUCAAGACCUACCACGGCUGCUCUCCUCUGUUGAAGCCCUCUCACCCUCAGAAACGAUUUGCUCCCCUGGGGGCUCUCAACCCUUUCUCUGGGCCUGCCUACCCCUCAGGCCCUCCUGCAGCCUCCUCUGGGCCCACAACCACUUCGGGCUCCCUGGCUACCUCCAGCCCGGCACAUUCCCCUGGACCAGCCUCACCAGGACGGGCCUAUUCUGCUGGUCCGCCGGCCUCACCAGCAUCUUCCGAGUGGCAGGAACCGGCCUUGGAGCCCUUGGAUCCCUUUGAGCUGGGUCAGAGCAGCUCACCGGAGCCUGGGCUGCUGCGCUGCCAGGAACCCAGAGCUGUGGGGGCACCUGGGCCUGGACCCCGCCUUUCGCCACUUGGCCCCCCCAAGGCUUUUGAGGCCGAAGGUUUGGUGUCAAGGCAGGUGCCCACCCCACUCUCACCAGCUGCUCUGCAGGGGUCCGAGGCAGGAGGAACUCGACUCUUUCUCAGCCAAGGGCGCCUGGAAGGACCUCUUGCCAGUCCCAGGGACGCCUCCUCCUGGCAGCCCCCUGCGGACCUAUCCGCGCUGUCCCUGGAGGAAGUUUCCCGAAGCCUGCGCUUCAUUGGGCUGUCUGAGGACGUGGUGAGCUUCUUUGCCCGAGAGCGCAUCGAUGGGAGCAUCUUUGUGCAGCUCAGCGAGGACAUCCUGGCAGACGACUUCCACCUCACCAAGCUGCAGGUCAAGAAGAUCAUGCAGUUCAUCAAGGGCUGGCGGCCCAAGAUCUGAGCUGCCAGCUUGGGGCUGCACUGCUGAGUGCUGGCACGGGGCUCUGGGUCUUUGGGAACUGUAUUCCUGGAGGGGUGGGUCCUGCCUGUGGGGAGAAUCUCUGCCAGGACCCUGUCAGUCAGUAGCCACUCAGUGAUCCAGGGGAGACACACCAGACGCUGCAGGGGACAUCCUGUCUUUGCGCAGAGUAUGUCGGGAGGGUGGAGGCACUGCUGUGAACUUGGCGUGGUGAGGCUUUUGCUGUGAUUCUGGGUUAUGAGUGAGUGUGUGUGUGUGUGUGUGUGUGUGUAGGAGACGGUGGCUUUCACAGUAUUGGAUCACCUUCCCUGCCCUUUGACAGUCCUUUUGCAGCAGAUAAUCCUGUAGAUUCAAAUGAGAGACAUGGGAAGAAAAUGGCCCGUAUUUCAAGCACAGAUUCUCAAGUGCCCCUCUCUUUGUGCUCUGUGGGCUUUGUCCUACAGCUGCCGCAGCUGGGCGCGUCUUCUUGUUGCUGGGGUGCCUCUCCUUCCCUCUGUGCUCCAUGUUGGAGGUGCCUGGCCCUGAGCAUGGGUGAUUUAAGUACUGAGUUGUGCUCGGCACCUCAGAGGCUGCAUCUCUGGGCCCCGUUUCGUGGGCGAUGACUUUGGAGUCGUCCAGCUUUGCUGCCGACCUCUCUGGUUAGGGAGGCAGAAGGUCCGUGGCCACCUCUAGUGCCCUAGCUCUUAGCUGUCUGUCCUGUCAGGUGGGACUCAGUCUCCUGACUGCACGGAGAGCAGCUGGACUUAGGAUAGUUGCUCCCCAGUCCCCAAAACAAGUAGGGGUUAAUCACCCCCAUUCCCAUCAUCUCUUGCCCCCAGCAUUUGGUUCUGAGCACUUGGUGUUCUUCCCUGGUUUUCUGUCACUAGCAUGGGGCAUAGUUGGGACAGACGGCAGCGUGUGGCUUGGGAGACACUGCCUUUCACUCCUGGAGCUCAGUGCUGUGCUGCUGACAUGCGUCAGAGAUCUUUGUGCCUUUCAAUCUUUUUUUUCUAUGGUAAUACUGGGGAUUGACCCCAGGGCCUCAUGCAUGCCAGACAAAUGCUGUACCAUUGAACUGCAUCCCUGCCCAGCCCUUUUUAUUUUUUUUUUUGGUUUUUCUCCGGUACCGAGAACCGAACUCAUG